AUGAUGGAGCUCGACGCUUCUCGCUGCUGGCUGCUCUUUUGGAUGAUUCAUGCUCUCGACCUAAUGCAUGCCUUUGACCCGUCGCGCUACAGAGAGAGAAUUAUCUCCUUUCUUCAAGCGGUGUGGGAUCGACAAGCAGGCGGCGGAUGGGGGGGAGGUCCGGGGCAGCAGGCGCAUCUGGCUCCUACUUAUGCCGCCACGGCAAGCAUGCUGGUCACUGGUGGGGUGGCGGAGUGGUACCGUAGAAUGCGGGCGGCACCACGGGAAGCGGGGCGGGGCAAGGAGGAUAAGAAACAAGACUCAGAUUGGCCAGGAGGGAGAAAAGGGGACUGCGAGGCAUACAGGGGGUACAAGGAGACAGAGCAGGAGCAAAGUGGAGACCCCACGGAAGCACUCGAAGGCCAAGAUCCUCGCCAAUGCAUCUAUGAUUGGUUUAUGCGACUAAAGAGCCCUGAGGGAGGCUUCCUGAUGCACGUUGACGGAGAGAUCGAUAUGAGAGGUACUUACUGUGCAGUGGCGACAGCCUCGAUGCUUCACAUGCUAACAGACGAACUCAUCGAGGGGGUGGCGGAGUACGUUGCCGGCUGUCAGACUUACGAAGGAGGAAUUGCCGGGGAACCCGGCCUAGAGGCACACGGUGGUUACACCUACUGCGGUCUGGCGGCGCUCUGCAUUCUGGGAAAAGCCCACGAGUUUCUUGACCUCGAUCGCCUUCUUCACUGGGCAGUGAUGAGACAGAUGGGCUUCGAGGGGGGCUUUCAGGGUCGGACGAACAAGCUGGUCGACGCUUGCUACUCUUUUUGGAUGUCAGCUUUGUUUCCUCUUCUUGCCCACGCCUUCCACCUUGCCGGGCGCCCCAUUCCGCGCGAGCUCUGGGUCUCUUCUCGACAUCUCCAACAGUACAUUCUUGCUUGCUGCCAGGACCCGCGAGGUGGCCUCCGUGAUAAGCCCGGAAAGUGA
Molecule: messenger RNA, 960 nt
Organism: Neospora caninum
Lineage: Eukaryota; Apicomplexa; Conoidasida; Eucoccidiorida; Sarcocystidae
Product: putative protein farnesyltranstransferase beta subunit
Exons: 5
Coding region: 1-960 (319 amino acids)
Biological process (GO): protein farnesylation
Cellular component (GO): protein farnesyltransferase complex
Molecular function (GO): protein farnesyltransferase activity
Source: RefSeq, a predicted model, not a curated record